Messenger RNA from Plasmopara halstedii, 306 nucleotides. Its product is annotated as Zinc finger, SWIM-type. The transcript is spliced from 2 exons. NCBI's taxonomy places the organism in Eukaryota, Oomycota, Peronosporomycetes, Peronosporales, Peronosporaceae. The record is from RefSeq and is a predicted model, not a curated record. Gene Ontology annotation, molecular function: zinc ion binding. The coding region runs from base 1 to 306 and encodes 101 amino acids.
AUGAAGUCGUUGUCAGGAUUACAGAUCGAAUAUCAAGUUCAAUUGGAUUCAGAUGUUUGUCGCUGCAGUUGUGGGUAUGAGAAAGAUAUGCGGUCACCCUGCACUCAUGUUCUUCAUUGUUUAAGACACGAAAACAGGCUUGGGGAUGCAUUCGCUAUGUUUGACAAUGUAUGGAAGUCAACAAUUUUCUCAGCGGCGUAUGGUAAUGACAAUCUAACCAGCUUUCCACCGGCGAUCGUGAUUGAUUCGCUUGUUCAAGGUACAUGUAGUGUUCCUACUAUUACCAAGCGUCGCGGUCGCCCUUAA